Molecule: messenger RNA, 1545 nt
Organism: Aspergillus ochraceoroseus IBT 24754
Lineage: Eukaryota; Fungi; Ascomycota; Eurotiomycetes; Eurotiales; Aspergillaceae
Gene: ugp1
Product: UTP glucose-1-phosphate uridylyltransferase
Exons: 2
Coding region: 1-1545 (514 amino acids)
Biological process (GO): UDP-alpha-D-glucose metabolic process; glycogen metabolic process
Cellular component (GO): cytoplasm
Molecular function (GO): UTP:glucose-1-phosphate uridylyltransferase activity
Source: RefSeq, a predicted model, not a curated record
AUGGCCUCCAAAGUUCUGCCUACCCAUCUGAGCUCGAAUACCGGCUUUGGAAAGCACCAUGGAAAAUCCCAGUCUCACAUGGCAUUCGAAAAUGCCUCUACCAGCGUGGCUGCUUCUCAGAUGCGCAAUGCCCUGAACGCCCUCGCCGAGACCGUCCCGGAUGCCACCGAGCGCAAGCGCUUUGAAGCGGAGAUGGACAACUUCUUCGCUCUCUUCCGUCGAUUCCUCAACGACAAGGCCAAAGGAAACGUGGUCAACUGGGACCGCAUCGCUCCUCCUAACCCCUCCCAGGUCGUGAACUACAACGACCUGGGCAAGGAAGCCUCCGUCGAAUUCCUCAACAAGUUGGCGGUUGUUAAGCUUAAUGGUGGUCUGGGAACUUCCAUGGGCUGUGUUGGCCCCAAGUCCGUCAUCGAGGUCCGUGAUGGCAUGUCCUUCUUGGAUCUCUCUGUCCGUCAGAUUGAGCACCUGAACCGCACUUUCAACGUCAAUGUUCCCUUCGUCUUGAUGAACUCCUUCAACACCGAUCAGGAUACACAGUCCAUCAUCAAGAAAUAUCAGGGCCACAACGUCGACAUCAUCACCUUCAACCAGUCUCGCUACCCCAGAAUCAUCAAGGAUUCUCUGCUGCCCGCCCCCAAGUCUUUCGACGCCCCCCUCCAAGACUGGUACCCCCCCGGUCACGGUGACGUGUUCGAGUCUCUUUACAACUCCGGCACUCUGGACAAGCUCCAGGAGCGCGGUGUUGAGUACAUUUUCCUAUCCAACGCAGACAAUCUAGGUGCCGUGGUGGAUCUCCGUAUCCUGCAACACAUGGUGGACACUGACGCCGAAUACAUCAUGGAAUUGACCGACAAGACCAAGGCUGAUGUCAAGGGUGGUACCAUCAUCGACUACGAGGGUAAGGCUCGUCUCCUGGAAAUCGCCCAGGUGCCCAAGGAGCACGUGAACGAGUUCAAGUCCAUCAAGAAGUUCAAGUACUUCAACACCAACAACAUCUGGAUGAACCUCCGUGCUAUCAAGCGUGUCGUUGAGGAGAACGAGCUGGAGAUGGAGAUUAUCGCCAACGAGAAGUCCAUCCCCGCCGAUAAGAAGGGUGAAGCCGACCAGGCCAUCUACCAGCUCGAGACCGCCGUCGGUGCUGCCAUUCGUCAUUUCAAGAACGCCCACGGUGUCAAUGUGCCCCGUCGCCGCUUCCUGCCUGUCAAGACCUGCUCCGAUCUCUUGCUGGUCAAGUCUGAUCUCUACCGCCUGGAGCACGGCCAGCUGCUGAUGGACCCCAGCCGAUUUGGUGGCGUGCCUGUCAUCAAGCUUGGCAGCGACUUCAAGAAGGUGUCUGAUUUCCAGAAGCGCAUCCCCAGCAUUCCCCGUAUUGUCGAGCUGGAUCACCUUACCAUUACUGGAGCCGUGAAUCUUGGCCGAAACGUCACCCUGAAAGGGACCGUUAUUAUUGUGGCCACGGAAGGUAGCACCAUUGACGUUCCCCCAGGUUCAGUGCUGGAGAACUGUGUUGUCCAGGGCAGUCUACGUAUCCUUGAACACUAA